CUUUGGCUAACUGGGCCGAAUAUAUGUUGAGGUGACCUUGAGCGUGCUUCGUGAGGGAGCAGUCAUUCUUUCUCAUUGGCAGAAUAUUACUCAGUACUGGAAGACAUGCCGAUUCUAGGACCUUGCCACCAUGGCCGACUCCAACCCAAAGAAGAGCAUCGCUGAACGCAGUGCCGACGUCAGACGAAUUUUACUCGAUGUGCUUGAGAAAUCAAAGACAAUCGAGUCUCCUGUUGAGGCGCGUAAGGUAGAGGAUGUGCUGGAUAGAUUUAAACUCUGGGCUGGCAACCUCGGAGCACUCCACCCCGCGCACAAGCGGGUUUCUCUGGAGUCUAGGCUAGCUGAUAGUCCCGGGGUUAGAGACCAAAUAUGUGAACACCUCGACGAUAUGCAGGAAGCGUCACAGGAUUUACUGUCCCUACUCUCCGAGAGACGGUCACGACUCGAAUUCAACGCGCACGAUACCCCAGAGACUUCGAACACCAAGGAGCCGGAGCAUGACCCUACACAACACGAGGAGUAUACAUCCAAAGAAGAAGAGGCGGACUAUAUUCUGCGCAUGGUCUCCGAGUGCCUCAGGGCUCUCUUCCGUAUAGGCAUUUUGGUCAGAAAAGCAACACCCAGAGACCGUUUUGAACUAGCGCUUCAGCGGUCCGAGUAUGCAUUUUCCGCGCAGUUCGAUAUCAACUAUGUCCGGGAACGGUACCCAAAACUGGCAUCCGAGGAUUCAGAUUGGUUGGUAUCCAGGCUUGGCUUUGCAAACUCCAAACGUCGACAGUUCAUCAACUACGCUCGAGACCAUAGGGCGAAGCUUGAGGUUGAGGAUCCAACGACUGUGACGAACAUUGUGAUGGAUGCAACCACCGUGCGGGAAUCCAGCAAAGCCACCACAUUCGUAGUCCCACGGGAUCUUUCGACAUCCGACUUUCUUCAAUCGUCGCUUGAUACUAGUAUUGAGGAUGAUUUGACGUCAUUGGUAUCAGCAUCUACAGCCUUCGAUCACGAGGCCAGCCUUCGACUACCGAGUCUAGCAGACAUGGGUCCAGAUGGAGAAUACUUCGAAUGUCCAAUCUGCUUUACCCUACAAUCGUUCCGCACAGAAAAGGCAUGGAAACUACACGCUUAUCACGAUCUCAAAGCCUAUGUCUGCACGUCCGCUGGUCAAACCUCAGGAUGUGAGCACAAAUUGUUCAAUGAUCGCGACACCUGGUUUGAUCACGAGUUGAAACAUCACUAUUCACUUUAUGUAUGCAACCUCUGCAGGUGUCAGUAUACAACCGCGAUAUCACUGGGAAAACACCUUACCGAUGAACAUGGCCCCUACUCAAAUGACGAGAUUGAAUCGGUCAUCGAGCAUGGGAAGUUUGUUCCGUCGCAACUGAGAGCGCAAGACUGCCCUUUUUGCGAUACAUGGGCCUCAAUACUAUCACAGCGCAGGGAUGGGAUAGAUUUCCGAGCUUUUAGUAUGGGAAGGUCCGACAUCAUGGUUUCCCUGACGCAUUUCAAACGGCACGUGGCCACACACCUAGAGCAGGUCGCUAUCUUUGCUAUACCAAGGACGAUGGACAAUGACGAUGAGCAAAGUCACGACGCCGCUGAUGCGAAUUCCGAGGCCUUCUCAUAUAAAGAUGAACAGUCCCAGGAUAAGGAUGCCGCUGACAUCGGCGAUGUUCUUCAGUUCGUUGACGAUGACUUUAAGGCCAGGAUAACCACCACGUGCGAUGAGCUCCUAGCCAGAUCCCGUUCCAAUCCCCAAUCGUGGAAGGAUGACUUCCCGACAAUAAUGUCAACAGUCUUCAACCGAAUUGCACGGAGAUUUGAUCUUCAGUCGAGAAAGUUUAAUCCUUAUAUCCUAGAGGACCAGUACAACAUGAAAGAAGCCUCGGCAGUCUUGAUGAGCGUAUGCCCUUCUUUGGCUACGCUGAGCCAAAAGUUUUUCUCAGUGUUUCCUCCCGGUAACAAUUUUGGAGAAAGCCUAAAGUUCAUCGCACGUAGAUGGCCUGUGGAUAUUUACGAGGUGUCUGUCGACCAGGGCUGGGUGGACCAAGGAAAUGGUUUUUGCAGACCUUUUACAGUCCAUAGCAUUGAAGGGGAGAAAGGUGCCCACAUCAAGCUUCAAGUUGUCUCGCGAUUGACGACGGAACGCCUGAUAAUCCAGGAGCCAGUGGAUGAGAAUUCUAAUUUUUUGCUCUCGGGGAAGAAGUCGAUUGUCUGGUCAACCACUCAGUUCCAUACCAGGAUGGCAUUGAGUUUCCAAGACACGGGUAGCCGUGACGCGGUAUGGAGGAUCAUCAACAACGUGCAACAAAAUGCCAAAAAACAAGGCAUGCAACCAGCAAUUUACGAAGAUAUUGGUGAUCUUGACCCCGCUGUCCCUAGGGCUGAACAAGAGACACAGACGGCGCCGUCGGAAUUUGCAGACCUGUUUCGCGAGCUGGCGUUCGGAGGGAUGCCACACACACGCCCAACCUUGGCAGGGGCUUCGACAAAAUCUAUCGACAGGAAAUUUCCCUGUCCUCACUGCCAGGUAAUCACCACUCAGUCAAAAGACCUGGACCGCCAUAUAGUCGCCACACACAAAAGGAGGGGUGCUAGCAGGCCAGUGUGUGAGUUUUGUAGGGGGACAUUUUCUCGAGGCGACAAUCUGAAGCGUCACAUGCGAACUUGCCGGAAGCGUCCGGGGAACAGCCCUACCUCAGCCAGCAGUCUGGGCAACCGAGAAAGCCCCACACAGGUAGAGGCCAAGAAUGAGGGCUCCGAGACUAAGGGCACAACAGUCAUGGCUCCUGAAUAGGCUAGCAAGCCUGCCAUACUCAAUAUAUCUAGGGCGCUGAGGGAAAUGAACGAGGAGAAGUCAAUGAACCCGAGUCUGACAGGGAGGAUAGCACGAUACAUGUGAUGGACUGAGAAGCGCACAGCAUCAUGAGUGCAUUUACUCGCAGAAGGUAUGAAUUCAGACUAGGCAUCAUGUCACAGACGCUUCAAUCAAGAGACAUCAGCCCCGUUCUUGAGCUGAGCGCCGCGUUAGAAGAUAAAAGCGUCGUUCCAUUGAUACAGUCUUAGCGAGGGAUCUUGCCAAGCUUUGGUUCAUGUGUAAGUAAGCUCUGCCUA
This is a messenger RNA of Diaporthe batatas, 3111 nucleotides long. RefSeq lists its product as uncharacterized. The transcript has 6 exons. The record is from RefSeq and is a predicted model, not a curated record. NCBI's taxonomy places the organism in Eukaryota, Fungi, Ascomycota, Sordariomycetes, Diaporthales, Diaporthaceae. The coding region runs from base 131 to 2794 and encodes 887 amino acids.